CCGCCCUCAUUCCCCAACCUUGCAUGAUCUUGGCUUUGCCAUGUCAACGUAAAUUCAGCACGGUUUCCCAAAUUGGUUCGAUCUGUUGAACGCCUUGCUUUUUGUGUCUAGCUGUCGUACCUUUAUACCUUGCUCUAUACCCCGUCUAUGUCCCAGUCCCGUGAGUUGGACGAGGAUACCGACAUGGCCAUUUCAUACGCAAGCCGGUCCCCGGCUGGUCAUACUCAGCAACUUCCAUCAUUCCGCGAGAUUCUCCCACCUCACCUACACGACGAUAUCGAUUCAUCCACAUACUAUAACUCGCGGCCCCCAUCACAGAAGCGCCCUGGAUCCGGCCAUGACAUGGCCGAUCCUCGCUCCAUCCCUGGUUAUCCCACCAACCGGUCACCUAAAUCUACCUACGGAGAGCACCACCAUGAAUACACUACUCGCACCGGCGAACACCCACCCCGGCAGAUGGGAGACCACUUGUCGAUGCGGCUCGGCGAAAGCUCCGCACGAGGACCCAGUCCUAUCCUUCCCCCGAUUCGAGACUUAGGAUCCAUGCCAGACCGAAAGGGUUACCCAGACAGCAGGAUGGCGCCACGCUCCGAUCCCUAUGCACACGAAUACCGUGGUCAGCCCGCUCCCAUGCCCGCACAGAUGGUAGACCGCAGAAACGAACAGUACGGUGCACCCAUGAUGCAUGGCCAGUCGCCUUAUGGGCACCCAAUGGGAUAUCCCUCCGAGCAAGAGCAAAUGUCGCAACCUAUGAUGGCGCAUCCUCAGCAAGCCAAUUUUGGAAUUAUGGGGGACGCGAUUGAUCCCAAAAGUAAACGUCGUCGGGGAAAUUUGCCCAAGCCCGUGACUGAUAUUUUGCGCGCUUGGUUUCAUGAGCAUUUGGAUCAUCCUUACCCCAGUGAGGAAGAUAAGCAGAUGUUUAUGACCCGAACUGGUCUUUCGAUCAGUCAGAUUAGCAAUUGGUUCAUUAAUGCUCGGCGUCGACAACUGCCUGCCCUGCGCAACCAGAUGCGUGGAGGUGACGACUCGCGGCAUUCACCUUUCAGCGAUGUCGAAGGCGUCUAAAUUGCUCUCACCUCAUCAUUAGAUGCUGUGUCGCGCAUGUUCUACUGUUCUACGCAUAUCGCAUCCUCACAUUACCUUCACUUACGGCCUUUAUUACAAUUAUUACCGACUGCAUGCAACGAUACACGGCAUCAACACAAGCGUUUAUUCGGAUCUCAUUACGACCGGAAGCUUCUUCCAUUUUCUUUACGAGUCACGGACUGGAGAUAGACUGGCAUUAUACUCUUCUCCUAUGUCUUUUU
Penicillium pulvis is the source of this 1307-nucleotide messenger RNA. Its product is annotated as homeobox domain-containing protein. The coding region runs from base 148 to 1065 and encodes 305 amino acids. The record is from RefSeq and is a predicted model, not a curated record. NCBI's taxonomy places the organism in Eukaryota, Fungi, Ascomycota, Eurotiomycetes, Eurotiales, Aspergillaceae. Gene Ontology annotation, molecular function: RNA polymerase II cis-regulatory region sequence-specific DNA binding; DNA-binding transcription factor activity, RNA polymerase II-specific. Gene Ontology annotation, biological process: regulation of transcription by RNA polymerase II. The transcript is spliced from 4 exons.